GAUUUUAGGUGUUGCAAUUAUAACGCGGUUUUGUAUCAUCUAGCUAAUGUGUAUAAGACGUUUGCGUAUAUACGUGUUUUAGUGAUUGUAUUUAGAUGCAGCAUCACAGAAUACUGUCGAACGUAUUUACCUUUUAAUUAGAACAGGUAGAUCGCUAUGACAGAAGCCGUUUUCCAGGCGCCUAAACGCCGUGCGAGAGUCUAUGAAUCGUACGAAGCCCCAUUCCCUGUACUAGGCUAUGAAAAUCAAGCUGAUCUGGAGCUACACAUAUACAGGGCAGAAAUCAUGAACCAGCAUGUUAUCGUCAGAGACCCUAAACACAUAGAAGCCUUGUACGGAAAGGGUUAUUUUGGCAAGGGGAUCUUGUCGAGAAGCAGACCCCAGCACAGCAUUUCUGAUACAUGGAAAAAUUUCAAUGACAGAUGUCUACCUGUGAUCUCAUUCUCCAAGUACCAGCAGCACGUGAGAUGGGCCCAAGAUGUCCUCUUGUCGCAGGGGCUGGAUGAAGAUAACGUCAGGGAAAUUCUGGAGAAGUUCACGCACCCAACAGAGUCGAAGUACGAGGAGGAGGGGGAGACGAUUGUGGAGGGGGGGUGUGAAGAUACUCUGCGUCGCUUGGGACGGGGGUCGGAGACAGGGGAACCUCCCCUAGAUCUAGAAUGUUCUGAAUACGAGCCACAUGAUGGCAAAAAUGGCCCCAUAGAGUCUCUUGGGGUGAGGGGCCGGGAGCCAAAGAGGCAGGGCAGCCCCCGGUAUGACCCCCUGGCUGAGCUCUACCCCCAAGAGCCCGAGGGGCUGGAUGAGGGAGCCCUCAAGAACAUGCGGUGCGACCUGCAUGACGACUGGCUCGCCCACUGCGGCUGCCGGCCGGAGCACAUCCUGCCGCCCGCCGCCUCCCACUCGUGCCCUGCGCCACCCACGGGGCACCAGUAUGUGCUGGUGGAGGAAGAUGAGGAAGAGGAGUGUGAGGGUGAUGAAGUCAGCAGUCAUCCCAGGCCCCCGCGACUGGUGUGCAGGAUGGACCCCUUCGGGAUGAUGGAGUACCUUCAGCUCAGCCUGGAGGAGGCCUUCUUUCUCGUCUAUGCCUUAGGCUGCUUAUCCGUCUAUUACGAGGAGGAGCCCCUGACCAUCGCCUGCCUCUGGGAGAGGUUUUGCUCUGCACAGCCCGGCUUCUGCUCCACCUAUGCAGCGUAUCACUACUUCCGGGCCAAGGGCUGGGUGCCGAAGGUGGGGAUGAAAUACGGAGCUGACCUGCUGCUGUACCGGAAAGGACCUCCAUUUUACCACGCGAGCUACUCCGUGGUGGUGGAGGUGGCAGACGACUCCUUCCACGGGGCGACUCUACGGCCGUUCUCCUGGCGGUCCCUGGCGGCUCUGAGCAGGAUCACCGGAAAUGUCUCAAAGGAGCUGAUGCUGUGCUACGUCAUCAGACCCUCGGGCAUGACGAGGGAGGAACUGUCUUCUCCAGAGUGUGUAAAGAGGAUGAAGAUCCAGGAGAUAAUUGUCAGCAGAUGGGUUUCUUCAAGAGAACGGACAGAACAAGAGGAAAUCUGAUACGGACCAUCUAAAUAUUUAAUUACAGGUUCAGCUGUUAUGUUUAACAGAAGUUCAGACCUGAAAACGGGUUAUGUCCUUCUUAUUAGUACCUCAGUUGGAGGAUAAUUUAUCUCACAUAUUAGAAUAAUUUAUCCAACAUAUUAGAUACACAGCAUAUCUGUCACACCUUUCUGCUAAGGACAUGCAGGAAACCCAAACAGUAUUUUCUGUUCAUGAAUUGGUUAUUUUACUAUAUCAUUUGUGAAGUAACAAUGUAACAAACACAUAAAGAAACUUUUGAUAUCUGAAAGUUACAUGUAUCUAGUAAUAGUUUAUAUAGAAUCAUUGUGCGGUUAUUCAGGUAAUAAAAUGAGACCGUCGUAGAUUGUACUAUGAAAA
This is a messenger RNA of Brienomyrus brachyistius, 1935 nucleotides long. RefSeq names its product TSEN2 tRNA splicing endonuclease subunit (gene tsen2). NCBI's taxonomy places the organism in Eukaryota, Metazoa, Chordata, Actinopteri, Osteoglossiformes, Mormyridae. The record is from RefSeq and is a predicted model, not a curated record. The coding region runs from base 157 to 1554 and encodes 465 amino acids. The transcript has 11 exons. Gene Ontology annotation, cellular component: tRNA-intron endonuclease complex. Gene Ontology annotation, biological process: tRNA-type intron splice site recognition and cleavage; tRNA splicing, via endonucleolytic cleavage and ligation. Gene Ontology annotation, molecular function: tRNA-intron lyase activity; nucleic acid binding.